Molecule: messenger RNA, 930 nt
Organism: Bufo bufo (common toad)
Lineage: Eukaryota; Metazoa; Chordata; Amphibia; Anura; Bufonidae
Product: olfactory receptor 10AG1-like
Exons: 1
Coding region: 1-930 (309 amino acids)
Biological process (GO): G protein-coupled receptor signaling pathway
Cellular component (GO): membrane
Molecular function (GO): G protein-coupled receptor activity; olfactory receptor activity
Source: RefSeq, a predicted model, not a curated record
AUGGCGAGAGGAAACCAGACGAUCAUAACUGAAUUUACCCUUGUUGGAUUUUCUACAGUUCUUCAACUAAAGUAUUUCCUCUUCAUGAUCUUCCUCUGCAUUUUUAUGAUUUCACUUUUGGCUCAUAUGUUUAUAAUUCUUUUGUACAGAUUCAGUCCAAAUCUUCACACUCCUAUGUAUUUUUUUCUUGCCAAUUUCUCCAUUGUGGAGAUAUAUUAUGCGUUAACUAUCAGUCCAAAAAUGCUGGUCAACCUUCUCUCUCAGCACAAUACUAUCAGCUUCUAUGGAUGUGCCAUACAAAUGUGCUGUUAUCUAUUAUUGGCUAGUGCAGAAUGCUAUAUGCUGGCAGCCAUGGCAUAUGAUCGCUAUAACGCCAUUUGUCAUCCUUUGCUAUAUAAUAAUAUCAUGAGGAAGAUAGUUUGCAUCAGGCUGGUCAUUGGUUGUUGGCUCAUUGGGGCAAUGGUUGGUGUCCUACAAACCAAAUUAAUAUUUUCAUUACCAUUCUGCAGGUCCAAUAGAAUCAACAAUUUUUACUGUGACAUUCCUCCAUUAAUAAGUCUGGCAUGUAAUAACACACAGUUCAAUGAAAUCCUCAUGCUGAUAAUCACUUUUAUUAUUAUUGUAGGGCCAUUUAUAGUGAUAGUAAUUUCGUAUGCCAACAUAAUCUGGACAAUUCUCAAGCACCAUCCUGCAGGGAUGAGGAAAAAAGCUUUCUCCACUUGUACCUCCCACCUGAUAGUUGUAUGUUUGUCAGGUGGGUCAUCCACUAUAAUGUACUUGAGACCAAAGUCAAGUUAUGGCAUGAAUGAAGAGAAGUUUUUGUCCCUUUUGUAUGCUGUUAUUGUCCCAUUGAUGAACCCUUUUAUAUAUAGUUUAAGGAAUAAUGAUGUAAAGAAAGCAGUUAAAAAGAUAAUGUGUGACAUUAAAUAG